AUGUCAAAUCCACAAGACAGUUGGUCAAACCAACAACGUCAGAUGGGACAACAGUUCAAUCGUCAACAUCCACCAGUAUUACCUCCACCAGCAACAUUAGAACAAGGUAUGUUCAAUCAAAUUCCUAUAAGAAAAAAGAGUCAUUUACUAACAACUUAUAAAGGAGGACAACAAUUUUAUCCAUUACCAAGUUUGCCAAGUUUAGGAAAUGGGAGUAGCCAUCCACAACAUGGUUUUACUAUUCCAUCAAUUAAUCCAGUCAACGAUUUAGGACAAAACUCGGAACAACCUCAUCCAAGACAAACACCAGAUAUAAGAAGACCUUCAGCAGUAACUUUUGGAAAUGUUGCAAAUCAACCAUUACCACCUUCAUCUACUUUAACAGGUUUGAAUUCAGAGCCUCAAAUUAUAAACAAUGAAUAUGCACAAAAUCAAUUACAACAUCAACAACCACCAUCUCAACAUCAACCAUCAUCUUCUCAACAGCACCAACAACCACAACAAAGUCAACAACAAGGUCAAUCUCAGUCUUUGCCUCAACAACAAGUUCCACCUCAUCAAUCUCCACCACAAACUCAACAACUUCCACCUCAAAUUCCACAUGGAACUACUACAACAUCAAUUGGAGGUAUUCCAAAUAGAUCAGGCACUAGUAAUAUUUACAGACCGUUAAAUGUGAAGGAUGCAUUAUCUUAUCUUGAUCAAGUUAAAAUACAAUUUUAUAAUCAAUCAGAUGUAUACAACAAUUUUCUUGACAUUAUGAAAGAUUUUAAAUCUCAAAGUAUAGACACUCCUGGAGUUAUUGAUAGAGUGUCUACUUUAUUUAAAGGUCAUCCUAAUUUAAUACAAGGUUUUAAUACGUUUCUACCACCAGGUUAUAAGAUUGAAUGCUCAUUAGAUCCAUCAGAUCCAAAUCCUAUUAGAGUUACAACUCCUACUGGAACUACAACAAGACCCAAUAUAGCUGGAACUACUUAUAAUCAAAGUUGGGGUAAUGAAGAGUCCGCCGCAGUUGAAACAGCUGCCAAUCAACAACAACAACAGCAGCAGCAGCAACAACAAAUUGACUUAUCAGGUGCACAAACUAAUGGUGGUGGACAAAUAGAUUUUAAUCAUGCUAUAUCUUAUGUGAAUAAAAUUAAAACUAGAUUUGCGAAUCAACCAGAUAUAUAUAAGCAAUUCCUUGAAAUCUUACAGACAUAUCAACGAGAACAAAAGCCAAUUGCAGAAGUUUAUGAACAAGUCACUCAAUUAUUUGCAAAUUGUCCAGAUCUUUUAGAUGAUUUUAAACAAUUUUUACCAGAUACUAGUAAUCAAAGUUAUCCAGAAACUCAACAGCCACAACAACUUCAACCACCUUUACAUCAACAACAUCAACAAUCAUCUCAACCACCUCAAUCUCAGAUACAACAAUCUCAAUAUAUGGGUAAUGGCACUCAACUACCACCUGUUGGAAAUUUUCAACCUAUUGGUCCUAGUCCGACACAAUCUCCAUAUGCUCCACAAAUUCAACCUUCAAAUCAAGUCUCAAGUUUUAGUCCUGAACGUAAAUAUGAUUCCGUUGAACAAUCAAAUAAGAAAAAAUCUUUAGUUGAAGAAAAUUACAAUCAAGACGCUCAAUUUUCAAGCGUUCGUUCUGGAGUCAGUUCAGCAAAAUCAACUAAAACUCAAGGACGUCCACCUGCAACAAGUGCAACAACUACUAUAACACAGACAGCACCAAUAAAUGCAACUUUAGUACCUGGUAUUCCAGAACCGAUCCCACCUCCAGGUACAGCAAAAUCUUCUUCACUAAUUGAAGAAAUUAGCUUUUUCGAUAAAAUUAAGAAGGCUUUGGGUAACAAGCAAACAUACAGUGAAUUUUUGAAACUUCUUAAUUUAUUCACUCAAGAUAUUAUUGAUAAAGACACUUUAGUAGAACGUGUUGAUAGCUUUUUAGGUGAUGCAAAUGCCGACUUAUUUGAUUGGUUUAAAUUAUUUGUUGGUUACGAGAAAAAACCUCAAAAUUUAGAAAAUAUUACUUUCAAAAAGCAUGCUUUAGAGCUUUCAUUAUGUAAAGCAUAUGGACCAUCAUAUAGACAAUUACCUAAGGCUGAAACUUUUAUGCCUUGUUCUGGAAGAGAUGAAAUGUGUUGGGAAGUUUUGAAUGAUGAAUGGGUAGGUCAUCCAACUUGGGCUUCAGAAGAUUCUGGUUUUAUUGCACACCGUAAAAAUCAAUACGAAGAAAUAUUAUUUAAAAUUGAAGAAGAAAGAUUGGAGUUUGAUUAUUAUAUGGAAUCUAAUUUAAGGACAAUUCAAAUAUUAGAAACUAUUGCAAAUAGAAUAGCGAAUAUGACACCAGAACAAAAAGCUAAUUUCAAACUUCCGCCUGGAUUGGGUCAUAACUCAACAACGAUAUAUAAAAAAGUUAUAAGAAAAAUUUAUGAUAAAGAUCGUGGUUUUGAGGUUAUUGAUGCCUUACAUGAUAAUCCUGCUAUUGCUGUCCCAAUUGUAUUGAAAAGGUUAAAACAAAAGGAUGAAGAAUGGAAACGUGCUCAAAGAGAAUGGAAUAAAGUUUGGAGGGAAAUGGAACAAAAAGUUUUUUAUAAAUCAUUGGAUCAUUUAGGUUUAACUUUCAAACAAGCUGAUAAAAAACUAUUAACUGCUAAACAAUUAGUUAGUGAAAUAAGUACAAUUAAAAUUGAACAACAAAAUAAAAGACUUCAUCCAUUAACACCAAAGCCACAAGAACAAUUAAAUUAUCAAUUUGAUGACGAAGAUAUACUAUUUGAUAUAUUUAAAUUAGCAAGUGUUUUCAUAAACAAAUCUUCAACUUACUCAACUUAUGAUAGGAAAAAAUUGAUACAAUUUUUCAAAUUUUUUAUAUCUUUGUUUUUUGGUAUACCAAAUGAAAAAUUUGAUAAAGCAUUAGAAGCUAGAGGUGAGGUCGAAGAAGAAAAUGAAGAGGAAGAAGCUAAUGGUAGAUCAACUCCUAUUGCCAGUGGCGCUGACUCAUCGAAAAAAAGAGCUAGGGAAACAGAUUUAUUGAAAGAUGUUUUGAAAAAAGUAUCGAAAUCAAAGAAAGAUGAACGUGGAGAAUCACCUGGUCCUCAAUCGUCAGAAAAUGCAGCACAAGAAGCAGAUGAAGAAUUACAAAGAUCAAGUGAAUUGUGGGUUAAAUCAACAAAUAUCAAUUCAGAACCUGAAACUAAUGACAUUGAGAAAAGACGUGACAAAUAUAAUUUUUUCUGUAACACUUCAAUUUAUGUAUUUUUUCGUCAUUUGACGACUUUAUAUGAUAGAUUAAAUGAAAUCAAAAAAAUGAAUGAUAAAGUUGGUAAGGAAAUUAAAAACAGGAAGUAUCCACAAUUUGCUAAAGAUUUGAAUUUACUUUCUCAUCAACUAGAAGACAUGGGUAUUGACAUCAAUGGAUCUGAAGAUUGUUACGAUCAAGUAAUUAAAUUAGCAGGUAGAUUAAUUGAAGGUGAAAUAGAACAUCAAUGGUUUGAGGAGAGUUUACGUCAAGGUUAUAAGAAUAAAGCUUACAAAAUAUAUACUGUUGAUAAAGUUGUUCAAGCUUUAGUAAAACAUAUGCAUUCGAUGAUAACAGAUGUUAAGACUUCUGAAAUUGUUGUUUUAUUUGAAAAUGAUAGAACUAAACCAAUUUCAUCAACAAAAGAACAAAUAUUGUAUCGUGUAGCAGUUAGAACUUUGAUGUCAUCUGAUGAAAAUAUGUUCAAAAUAGCCUACAAUGACAGAUCUCAUAAAGUGAAUAUUCAAUAUAUAAGUUUGGACGAUCUUACACUUAGUGAUCAACACACUAACGAAGAACAAUACAAUUAUUACGUCACAAGUUAUGUAAUGUCACAUCCAACAGAAGGUGUACCAGCAUCGAAAUUGAAUAUGCCAUUUUCAAAAGCAUUUUUGGAACAAGUAGAUGAAGAUUCUGUUGAUGGAAGAGUGCAUUCAGAAUUGAAAGUUUCAGUAUGUGAAAAUUCAUAUAAAUUAUUUUUUGAAAGUGGGUCUCAUGAAGAAUUUUUCUCAAAUGUGGUUUACAAGAAACGUAAUGAAGAUAAUAUUGAUACUGAGGACAAAAUUAAAUCAUUAAAGGAUUUGAUAAAUGGUGAAAAUGGUUGGAAAUCGACAUUAGAUACUGAAGAUGAAACAGAGAAAGAAGAGGGAGAUGCUGCAAAAGAGCAAACCAAGGAAUCACAAGUAGCCAAAGCAGAAGAGGCUAUCAAAGUAUUGUUUGAAGAAGGAGGUGAAGCGUAUCAGAAAUUUUUAAAGGAGGAAGAGGAAAAAAAACCAGAGGAAGAAUCCAAUGGGAUGGAAAUAGAUGAGAAGGUUGCUGAAAAUCAAGAAGAUGUAACAGCAAAUGAUACAACUAUAUAA
Messenger RNA from Lodderomyces pseudojiufengensis, 4371 nucleotides. It is a transcript of the gene SIN3, whose product is annotated as transcriptional regulator. Gene Ontology annotation, molecular function: transcription corepressor activity. The record is from RefSeq and is a predicted model, not a curated record. The coding region runs from base 1 to 4371 and encodes 1456 amino acids. The transcript is spliced from 3 exons. Gene Ontology annotation, cellular component: chromatin; Sin3-type complex. Gene Ontology annotation, biological process: negative regulation of transcription by RNA polymerase II. NCBI's taxonomy places the organism in Eukaryota, Fungi, Ascomycota, Pichiomycetes, Serinales, Debaryomycetaceae.